AUGUCGGUGUGGUGGCUGUGGGAGCAGGUGGACGCCCGGAGCGCUCUCAUCUUCAUCGUUGUGCUGUUGCUUGUGUCCGAUUAUCUGAAGCACAGAGAUGGCAAAAACUUCCCUCCGAGUACUAUCUGGGUGCCGUUUGUGGGCGACUUGUUUAAAAUGGCUUCAGAUCAGCCGCACCUCUACCUCGCAAAGCUUACAGAAACGUAUGGAGAUAUCUACAGUCUACGACUUGGAGGAAGUAAACUCGUAAUCGUCAACGGGUACAAGAUGGCCAAGGAGGCUCUGCUGACGCAAGGAUAUGCCUUGACUGGCCGGCCAAACCCUGCUGCUUAUGACAGGAUCUACAAAAUGCCCGGCCUGACACUAAGUAACGGGUACACCUGGAAAGAGCACAAGAGGUUCACUUUGUCCACGCUAAGAAACUUUGGAGUUGGAAAGAAAAGCUUAGAAUCCAUCAUCAUGGAGGAGGCCAAGUUCUUUGUAGAAGCCUUUGAGGAAGAGAGAGGUCAGCCGUUUGAUCCUCAUUAUUUGAUUAAUAACGCGGUCUCCAACAUCAUCUGCUCGAUCGUCCUUGGUCAUCGAUUUGAGUACAGCGACAGCCACUACCGAGACAUUCAACAUCUGAUGAACAGGGGUGUAUUUUUGGAAGGAAGUUGGUGGGCUUGGGUUUACAAUGCGUUUCCCAGGAUUAUGAGGUACUUACCAGGGCGUCACAAUGAGCUUUUCUCAGUUUAUGGCAAAGUUCUGGAUUUUCUGAGAGAUGAAAUCAGAAAUCAUAAGAAGGACUUGGACCCAGCAUCCCCUCGCGAUUACAUUGACACCUACCUCUUGGAAAUCGAGAAGCGCAAAGACGACCCUGCAGCUGCAUUCACCGAAGAGGCUCUGUGCUCAAACACCUUAGACCUGUUUAUGGCUGGAAGCGAAACGACUUCCACAACCCUGCGCUGGGCUCUGCUCUUCAUGGUUCUAAACCCACAAAUACAGGAGAAAGUCCAAGCUGAGAUUGACAGUGUAUUGAGCCAAACUCAUCUGCCAUCGAUGGAGGACAAAAUCAACCUGCCGCACACCGAGGCAGUCAUUCACGAGAUCCAGAGGAUGGGUGACAUUGUCCCUCUGAACCUUUUUAAAAUGACAGUGGAGGACAUGACAAUUGGAGGAUACGUAAUUCCAAAGGAUACGGCCGUGGUCAUUAAUCUGAACUCGAUCCUCAAAGACAAGAGCGAGUGGGAGACCCCCAACACUUUCAAUCCUGCCCACUUUCUCACUCCUGAUGGGAAGUUCCGGCGAAGGGAGGCCUUUAUGCCUUUCUCUGCUGGAAAGCGAUCCUGUCUGGGAGAACCACUGGCAAGAGUUGAGCUCUUUCUCUUUUUUACAUGUCUCCUGCAAAAGUUCACCUUUUGUGCCCCUGAAGGGACAAACCUGACAUUGGAUUCUAUAAGUGGCCUUACACGUGCGCCUGUGCCACACAAAAUCUGUGCCAUCCCUCGUCAUCAAGCUGCUUGAGAUUGGUUUU
Messenger RNA from Erpetoichthys calabaricus (reedfish), 1513 nucleotides. Its product is annotated as cytochrome P450 2J2-like. Gene Ontology annotation, biological process: xenobiotic metabolic process. The record is from RefSeq and is a predicted model, not a curated record. Gene Ontology annotation, molecular function: oxidoreductase activity, acting on paired donors, with incorporation or reduction of molecular oxygen, reduced flavin or flavoprotein as one donor, and incorporation of one atom of oxygen; heme binding; iron ion binding. The coding region runs from base 1 to 1503 and encodes 500 amino acids. Gene Ontology annotation, cellular component: cytoplasm; intracellular membrane-bounded organelle. Lineage: Eukaryota; Metazoa; Chordata; Cladistia; Polypteriformes; Polypteridae. The transcript has 9 exons.